CUUCAGUCUUCCACUAGUCUCUACCAGCAAUCAGCAAAACCCUAGCAACUCCGUUUCUCUCCAUCUCGGUCUGCCCUAAAGCUCUGUCCGAACAGCCCGGCGGUCGAGAAUGGCGUCCAGUGAUCAAACGGUGCUCCAGAUUUCGUCUCCUUCUUCAACAACCCUCUCCGCUAGGGUUCACCCGCUGGUGAUUUUCAACAUCUGCGACUGCUUUGUCCGGCGACCCGACCAAGCCGAGCGCGUCAUUGGUACGCUUCUCGGAUCCGUCUUACCCGACGGCACCGUCGAUAUUCGCAACUCCUAUGCCGUUCCUCACAACGAGUCCCAAGAUCAGGUUGCUUUGGAUAUUGAUUAUCAUCAUAACAUGUUGGCAUCCCAUCAGAAAGUAAAUCCUAAGGAAGUCAUUGUUGGAUGGUUUUCCACUGGGUUUGGAGUUUCAGGCGGUAGCGCUCUAAUCCAUGAUUUUUACACUAGAGAAGUUACAAAUCCUAUCCAUUUGACUGUUGACACUGGAUUCACAAAUGGGGAGGCUACCAUCAAAGCUUUUAUUUCUGUGAAUUUGUCACUUGGGGAUCAACCUCUUGCUGCACAGUUCCAAGAAAUUCCAUUGGACUUGCGAAUGAUUGAAGCUGAGCGGGUUGGAUUUGAUAUGCUGAAGACAACAGUGGUUGACAAACUUCCAAAUGACCUAGAAGGAAUGGAGGCAUCAAUGGAGAGAUUACUUGCUCUGAUCAAUGAUGUUCACAAACAUGUUGAUGAUGUUGUGGAAGGUCGUGUUCCAGCAGACAAUAACCUUGGAAGACUUAUAUCUGAGACCGUAAACUCUAUUCCGAAACUAUCACCACAAGAAUUUGAUAAGCUUGUGAAUGACAGUCUUCAGGAUCAAUUGCUCCUACUAUAUUUGUCGAGCAUCACAAGAACACAACUCAGCUUGGCUGAAAAGUUGAACACUGCUGCUCAGAUCCUGUAACUGUACUGUCAUCUCUCCUUCCUUUUGCAAGCCUUGCCAGUUGUGAUGCAGCGCUUCUCUUGUGGUCGAUCUAUGGCCAGCAUAUGGCUGUUAGUUUUGAGAUUAUAUAAUUUAAUGUUAUUACUUCAAUUUUUCAUCAUGAUAUUUCCUGCCUGUUUUUACUAGAUCUAUUUUGUAUCCUUCUUAAGCCUCCCCCCAAAUGUGUAUUCUUGAAUUUUUAAAACAAGUUUAGGUGAUGUUGCGAAUGAAAACUGAAAAUAUAUUAGAAGGAUUGAACAUAAUGCUCAUCUUUCCUGCAAUAUAGUCGGCAGUUGCUUGGGUUA
Ipomoea triloba (trilobed morning glory) is the source of this 1293-nucleotide messenger RNA. Its product is annotated as eukaryotic translation initiation factor 3 subunit F. Lineage: Eukaryota; Viridiplantae; Streptophyta; Magnoliopsida; Solanales; Convolvulaceae. Gene Ontology annotation, biological process: translational initiation. The record is from RefSeq and is a predicted model, not a curated record. The transcript has 6 exons. Gene Ontology annotation, molecular function: translation initiation factor activity; metallopeptidase activity; translation initiation factor binding. The coding region runs from base 110 to 970 and encodes 286 amino acids. Gene Ontology annotation, cellular component: eukaryotic translation initiation factor 3 complex, eIF3m.